Molecule: messenger RNA, 1028 nt
Organism: Ziziphus jujuba (common jujube)
Lineage: Eukaryota; Viridiplantae; Streptophyta; Magnoliopsida; Rosales; Rhamnaceae
Exons: 1
Coding region: 213-809 (198 amino acids)
Source: RefSeq, a predicted model, not a curated record
AUUUAUUUUUGCUUAAAUUAUGGUACCAACGGUCCAAACUCACAUGCAAGCAGUUUCAAAUGUUUUUCAAACAAAACCAAAGGCCACAACUAAUACGUCUCAUCUGACACUUCCCUCUAAUUUUUGCUCAGAUUCCUUACCUUAAAUAUCGGCAAAAGCCUUGUAGUUUUUCUAAGUGUGUUAGAAUUUUAUUUUGUUUAAUUUUUUUAGCAAUGGGAAAUUGCUCUCUCAAAGGGGUCUCUGAUGACUGUUCCAACUCUAUCAGAGUUCUUACAGAUUCAGGGUCAAUCAUAGAGUUCAAUGGUCCUAAAUUAGCUGGUGAAGUCCUUAAUGAUUAUCCAGGCUAUGGCAUUUUCUUGCAGUGUAAAGCUUCAUCACCUUUGCCAAGCCAUGAACGCCUAGUUAGCGGCAAAUCCUACUAUCUUCUUCCACUAGGCAACAAAAAUAUGCUUUGCAGCGAUGGGGUCAGUCAAAGUUUGGAAGCAGAGUGGAUGAAGAAUGUGAACGCAGCUGAGCCUGAGACUGCAAAGAAAUCAUCGUCUGCAGCAUCGGAAUUUGUGGAGAGUUUGUCAAAUGGACCUGCUCUUGAGGUCCUUCCGUCCGGUGGAGAUGGUGUUUGGAAGGUGAAGUUGAUGAUUGAUACUAAACAAUUGGAGGAGAUAUUUUCAGAGCAAGGAAACACAGAGGCUUUGAUUGAGAGGAUGAGGAUGGUGGCAAGCUCUGCUAGUCUCACACCAAGGCAUGCCAAGAGCUUCAGAGGUGGGGGUUGGAUGCCUAGCUUCCCCAACUUGUUUAAGGUUCCCAACUGACAAUUUGGAAGUAAAGCAAAGUUACAAAAUGGCUUUGAAAAGGGAAACAUGGAGCUUCAUGUCUCUCUGUCCCAUGGGGUUUUUCCUGUUGGAGGUCUAUAAACACUUCUAGGAGCUGUAAUCUUUAGUUGUUCUUUGUGUUUUUAACAAUAUUUGGUAAUCUAUGUUUGAAUGUAUGUUGUACAUAUAAUGGAGGAAAAUGAAGGUUAUCGGCAAAAA